UGUGUAUGGUGCUGGUGGUGGAGGAGCUGAGAGGCGGGUGAGGAGCGUGUUUCUCACUUUUUAUCCCCACACGCUUCAGAGCAUGGCUCAGUAUUCAGUCCUGCCCAUUCAUUGAAGAGCGGCUUCUGACUUCACUGAACCCCGCGGGGAGUGACCUGCACACUCGGCUUGACAGGGAGGACUCUGAGAUACAGGAGAAAAACUACAACAGCAGAAUCUGCUGCUGAGAGACUGUGAGCUGCUGAAGCCGCGAGAGCUUCACUAACCUUAUUAUUAUUAACUGUAACGUUAUUUGUGGAGUUUGAGAGUAAACAGCGCGUGGAGUGACGUAGCUGAAGCCCAGAGACGGUUGGCCGCCCUGAGGAGUGAGAGAGAGAGACUGGAGAGAGUGAAUUCGGAUUAAACAACACACUUUUUCGUGUAACAUCUGUUGAAUGAAUGCGGUCUUAUAGAGAAAGACACCCGCCAAGGAUUGAGAGCACAGUUGUGGAGAAAGGAAGGAGGAGUUGAGUGACUGACUUCAGCUUUGUGGCUUUAAGGCGGUGGGCAGUGACGGUGUGAGGGUCAUGAUGGAGAGUGCCCUGACAGCCAGGGAUCGGGUGGGGGUGCAGGACUUUGUCCUGCUGGAGAAUCACACCAGCGAGGUGGCCUUCAUUGAGAACCUGCGCAAACGCUUCAAAGAGAACCUCAUCUAUACAUAUAUUGGUUCAGUGCUGGUGUCUGUGAAUCCAUAUAAGGACCUAGAGAUCUACACCAAGCAGCAUAUGGAGCGAUACAGGGGUGUUAACUUUUACGAAGUGUCCCCUCACAUUUAUGCUGUGUCUGAUAAUGCGUAUCGCUCCAUGCGGACGGAGAGGCGGGACCAGUGCAUCCUAAUCUCAGGGGAGAGUGGUGCUGGGAAGACGGAGGCAUCUAAGAAGGUCCUGCAGUACUACGCCGUCACCUGUCCUGCCAGUGAUCAAGUGCAGACUGUGAAAGACCGCCUACUGCAGUCCAACCCUGUCCUGGAGGCCUUUGGAAAUGCCAAAACACUGCGUAAUGACAACUCCAGCCGAUUUGGUAAAUACAUGGACAUUCAGUUUGACUUCAAGGGUGCUCCAGUGGGAGGACACAUUCUGAACUACCUGCUAGAGAAAUCUCGAGUGGUACACCAGAGCCAUGGGGAGAGAAACUUCCACAUCUUCUAUCAGCUGAUAGAGGGAGGAGAAGAAGACCUGCUGAGAAGACUGGGCCUAGAAAGGAAUACACAGCAGUACCAGUACCUCAUCAAGGGAAAUUGUCCUAAAGUGAGCUCCAUUAAUGACCGCAGUGACUGGAAGGCAGUGAGGAAAGCCCUGACUGUGAUUGGAUUCAGUGAGGAUGAAGUGGAGGAGCUGCUGAACAUUAUUGCCAGUGUGCUUCACUUGGGGAAUGUGCAGUUCGGAGGGGAGGACAGUGGCAAUGCCUACAUUACAACCGACACCCAGAUUAAAUACUUAGCCAGGUUGAUAGGUGUGGAUAGCUCAGUUCUGAAAGAGGCUCUGACACAUAAGAAGAUUACAGCCAAAGGAGAAGAGCUCAUGAGCCCACUCAACCAGGAGCAGGCUUCCUCAGCACGAGAUGCUUUAUCUAAAGCCAUAUACGGCCGCACCUUUACCUGGCUAGUCAACAAAAUCAACGACUCUCUUGCCUACCAGGAUGACGCCUACAGCAGUAAGAAUACCUCUGUCAUUGGCCUGUUGGAUAUCUAUGGUUUUGAAGUCUUUCAGAACAACAGUUUUGAACAGUUCUGCAUUAACUACUGCAACGAGAAGCUGCAGCAACUCUUCAUCGAGCUGACCCUGAAAUCAGAACAAGAGGAGUACGAAGCCGAGGGAAUCACGUGGGAGCCUGUGCAAUAUUUCAAUAACAAGAUUAUUUGUGAUCUUGUGGAGGAGAAGUUCAAAGGCAUCAUCUCGAUCUUGGAUGAGGAAUGCCUCAGGCCGGGAGAUGCCAGUGACAUCACUUUUCUGCAGAAGCUGGAAGACACCGUGGGAGGCCAUGCUCACUUCUUAACUCAUAAGCUGGCUGAUGGAAAGACCCGGAAAGUGAUGGGCCGAGACGAGUUCAGGCUGCUGCAUUAUGCAGGAGAAGUCAACUACAAUGUGAAUGGCUUUCUGGACAAGAACAAUGACCUCCUCUUCAGAAAUUUGAAGGAGGUUAUGUGCAUGUCAGAAAACAAGAUUCUCACACAGUGUUUUGACCGGGAAGAGCUAACAGACAAGAAACGACCAGAAACGACGGCUACCCAGUUUAAGACUAGCUUGACCAAGUUGAUGGAAAUCCUGAUGUCCAAGGAACCGUCAUACGUGCGCUGCAUGAAACCCAACGAUGCCAAGCAGGCUGGGCGUUUUGAUGAAGUUCUGAUCAGGCACCAGGUGAAGUAUCUGGGGCUGAUGGAGAAUCUCCGAGUGAGGAGAGCUGGCUUUGCCUACCGCCGCCGCUACGAGAUCUUCCUCCAGAGGUAUAAGUCUCUAUGUCCAGACACCUGGCCCAACUGGGAUGGCCGUUUGGUUGAUGGAGUUUCCACACUUGUCAAGCAUCUUGGCUACAAGCCUGAGGAGUACAAACUUGGCAGGUCCAAAAUCUUCAUCCGUUUCCCAAAGACCUUGUUUGCAACAGAAGAUGCCUUAGAAGUCAGAAAACACAGUCUCGCAACCCAACUUCAGUCAUCCUGGAAAGGCUACAGUCAGAAAUCCAAAUACCGCAAACUCAGACACUCAGCCAUCCUGAUCCAGGCCUGGUGGAGAGGUAUUCUGGCCCGCAGGAGAGCACAACGCAGGAGACAAGCAGCUGACACCAUUCGCAGGUUCAUCAAAGGAUUCAUGUACCGUCACCAGCCCCGCUGUCCUGAGAAUGAGUACUUCCUUGACUAUGUCCGCUACUCCUUCCUGAUGAAGCUGCACAGGAACUUACCUAAAACUGUUCUGGACAAGAGCUGGCCCACACCGCCACCUGCCCUCACUGAGGCAUCAGAGCACCUCCGCAAGCUGUGCAUGCAGAACAUGGUGUGGAAGUACUGCAAGAACAUCAGCCCAGAGUGGAAGCAUCAGAUGGAGCAAAAGUGUGUGGCCAGUGAAAUCUUCAAGGACAAAAAAGACAACUACCCUCAGAGUGUCCCCAAGCUGUUUGUGGGAACAAGGCUGAAUGGAGAGGACAUCAAUCCCAAAGUGCUUCAGACUCUGGGCAGUGAGAAGAUGAAGUAUGCUGUCCCAGUCAUUAAAUAUGACCGAAAAGGAUACAAAGCUCGUGCUCGGCAGCUUCUGCUUACCAGCAAUAGUGUAGUGAUAGUGGAGGAUGCCAAGUUGAAGCAGCGAAUUGAUUACAGUGCUCUGAAAGGGAUCUCUGUCAGCUCGCUCAGUGAUGGGAUGUUUGUCCUCCACGUUCUCUGUGAAGACAAUAAGCAGAAGGGUGAUGUAGUGCUUCAGAGCGAUCAUGUGAUCGAGACCUUAACUAAAGCUGCAAUCUGUGCCGAGAAGAUCAACAACAUCAACAUCAACCAGGGAAGCAUAACGUUCACAGUGGGACAAGGAAAAGAAGGGAUUAUUGACUUCAUAUCUGGCUCUGAGCUGCUGAUUGCCAAGGCUAAGAAUGGGCACCUUUCUGUGACUGCCCCUCGCCUCAACUCAAGAUGAUCGACUCUUUAUGACCAAUCACUUCCAGCAUCCUUAACGGAUGUCCUUCCAGAUACACUCUCCAUCACACCAAUCAAGCAACUGCAGGCGGAGCCUUGCUCUGUCAGUAAAAGACGCCAGCCAGCUGCACCAAAGGCUUAGCUUUCAGUAGGGAAAGUCCUGCUAACUAAUUGAUAUUUAUGUUUAUAUGUUUCGGGGAGUUUAAUACUGUUAUAUGAAUAUGAUGAUUUUAUAUUUUGAAGCCAAGGAAUAACAAUAAUAUGCAGGUGCACAGUUCUGUA
This is a messenger RNA of Astyanax mexicanus (Mexican tetra), 3934 nucleotides long. It is a transcript of the gene myo1cb, whose product is annotated as myosin Ic, paralog b. Gene Ontology annotation, molecular function: actin filament binding; ATP binding; microfilament motor activity. Bases 567 to 3653 code for a protein of 1028 amino acids. Gene Ontology annotation, biological process: actin filament organization; vesicle transport along actin filament. The transcript has 32 exons. The record is from RefSeq and is a predicted model, not a curated record. Gene Ontology annotation, cellular component: actin cytoskeleton; vesicle; plasma membrane. Lineage: Eukaryota; Metazoa; Chordata; Actinopteri; Characiformes; Acestrorhamphidae.